Molecule: messenger RNA, 546 nt
Organism: Pundamilia nyererei
Lineage: Eukaryota; Metazoa; Chordata; Actinopteri; Cichliformes; Cichlidae
Product: H-2 class I histocompatibility antigen, K-K alpha chain-like
Exons: 2
Biological process (GO): immune response
Cellular component (GO): external side of plasma membrane
Source: RefSeq, a predicted model, not a curated record
AGAUAUUUCUACACUUCUUCCUCUGGAGUCUCAAACUUUCCAGAGUUUGUAGCUGUUGGUUUGGUUGAUGAUGUUCAGAUGAUUCACUAUGACAGCAACACAGAGAAAGCAGAGUUUAAGCAGCAGUGGAUGGAGAAAGCUGCAGAAGAUGAUCCACAGUAUUUGUCCCGCCAGACUAACAGGCUCAUGAACACCCAGCAGGUCUUUAAAGGCAACAUCGACACUUUGAAGCAGCGAUUCAACCAAACUGGAGGCGUUCACAUUAAUCAGAUGAUGUACGGCUGUGAAUGGGACGAUAAAACGGCUGAAGUUAACAGCUAUCAUCAGUAUGGCUAUGAUGGAGAAGACUUCCUAGCAUUUGACCUGAAGACAGAGACAUGGAUCGCUCCAGUAAUGCAGGCUGUAAUCACCAAACACGAGUGGGACAGUGACAGAUCUCUUUCAGGUGAUCUGAGGAACUAUCACACCAAGCUUUGUCCUGAGUGGCUGAAGAAGUACGUGAACUAUGGGAGGAACUCUCUGAUGAGGACAGGUAAAAUCACAUGA